GCGGCCGUCCGUCCGUCUCCCCGGGCGCGGAGGAUGGCCCUGGCCGGGGCGCUGCUGCUCUGCUCCUACAUGGCGCUGGCCCCGGCCGGCUCCGGCCAGCCCUUCCUCCGCCUGCGGCCGUCCCCCAGCGACAGCCUGCCCGUCAAGGACAUCAUCGAGCACCCGGACCCCGACUACGACCCCAAGGAGCAGGACCUGGACGAGCGCGCGCUGCGCCAGCGGCUGGGCAGCCACCUGGACCCCGGCUUCAUGUCGGUGGCCGCGCCGCCGCCGGGCGGGGCCGGAGGAGGAGGAGGAGGAGGAGGAGGAAGAGACGGAGAUGGAGGAGGUGGCGGGGAGCUGCGGCGGCUCGACCUGGGCGAGGGCCCGGCCGGGGCGCGCGUCAAGCUGGGCCGCAAGGCGCGGCGCCGGCUGGCGCAGUGGCUGUGGGCGUACACCUCGUGCCCCGUCGUCUACACCUGGAAGGACCUCGGCCUGCGCUUCUGGCCGCGCUACUUGCGCGAGGGCAGCUGCCCGCCCGAGCGCUCCUGCUCGCUGCCCCAGGGCAUGUUCUGCCGCCCGGCGCGCUCCGUCCCCAAGACCCUCCUGCGCUGGCACUGCCAGGGCUGGGCGCGCCACAAGUACUGCACCUGGAUCCCCGUCCAGUACCCGGUCAUCUCGGAAUGCAAGUGCUCCUGCUGACGGCCCGGGACCCCCCUCCCU
This is a messenger RNA of Tachyglossus aculeatus (Australian echidna), 702 nucleotides long. Its product is annotated as noggin-2-like. The record is from RefSeq and is a predicted model, not a curated record. Gene Ontology annotation, biological process: negative regulation of BMP signaling pathway; negative regulation of cell differentiation; dorsal/ventral pattern formation. The transcript is spliced from 2 exons. Bases 34 to 681 code for a protein of 215 amino acids. Lineage: Eukaryota; Metazoa; Chordata; Mammalia; Monotremata; Tachyglossidae.